Molecule: messenger RNA, 702 nt
Organism: Cavia porcellus (domestic guinea pig)
Lineage: Eukaryota; Metazoa; Chordata; Mammalia; Rodentia; Caviidae
Product: zinc finger protein 709-like
Exons: 2
Biological process (GO): regulation of transcription by RNA polymerase II
Molecular function (GO): DNA-binding transcription factor activity, RNA polymerase II-specific; RNA polymerase II cis-regulatory region sequence-specific DNA binding
Source: RefSeq, a predicted model, not a curated record
CCCUAUGUAUGUAAGCAAUGUGGGAAAGCUUUUACCAGACCUCGAUUUUGUAAGGAACAUGAAAGAAUUCACACUGGAGAGAAACCAUAUGUAUGUAAGCAAUGUGGGAAAGCUUUUACCAGACCUGGAUUUUGUAAGGAACAUGAAAGAAUUCACACUGGAGAGAAACCAUAUGUAUGUAAGCAAUGUGGGAAAGCUUUUAACACAUGGGGAUACUGUAAGCAACAUGAAAGAAUUCACACUGGAGAGAAACCCUACGUAUGUAAGCAAUGUGGGAAAGCUUUUAACACACGUGCAAAUUGUAAGGAACAUGAAAGAAUUCACACUGGAGAGAAAACCUAUGUAUGUAAGCAAUGUGGGAAAGCUUUUACCAGACCUGAUCGUUGUAAGGAACAUGAAAGAAUUCACACUGGAGAGAAACUAUAUGCAUGUAAGCAAUGUGGGAAAGUUUUUAACACACGUGCACAUUGUAACGUUCAUGAAAGAAUUCACACUGGAGAGAAACCCUAUGUAUGUAAGCAAUGUGGGAAAGCUUUUACCAGACCUGGACGUUGUAAGGAACAUGAAAGAAUUCACACUGGAGAGAAACCAUAUGUAUGUAAGCAAUGUGGGAAAGCUUUUAACACACGUGCAAAUUGUAAGGUUCAUGAAAGAAUUCACACUGGAGAGAAACCAUAUGUGUGUAAUCAAUGUGGGAAAGCU